GCGAAGCAUGAACCCAUCGCUGAUAAAACGAACAAAUAGUCAUAUAGACAUGGAUCCUUCUCCCGAGUAAAUUCUCUCUACGAAAUUCUCUCUCUAGAUUACACGAUGUUGUCACUGGCGAUUCAACCGAGUGUUAAUGGUUCUUUGAAACCCUCAACAUUUGCAUUUCCUACUCAGAAAAUCGUUUCUAAGCCCUUAAAAGAAUCAAUCUUUGUGAAGCCAAACGCAUCUUCGUUCCAAUCAUCAACGCUUUCUCAGUUAAAAAUCAAUCGCAGCUCAAGAAAAUCUGUUCUAUCGGCUUCUUCAGCAGCCACAGCCGAAGCUGUUCCAGAAGGAGCUCUCGCCGAGGACUCAACCUCUUCUACUCCACCUGAAAAAGAGAAGCUGGGAGUGGUUGUGAAGACAAUGGGGAAACCAAGACUUGUAUUGAAGUUCAUUUGGAUGGAGAAGAACAUUGGUAUUGCACUCAACCAGGUGAUACCUGGCCAUGGAACAAUUCCUCUGAGUCCCUAUUACUUUUGGCCUAGGAAAGAUGCUUGGGAAGAGCUCAAGGUGAUGCUAGAGAGUAAGCCGUGGAUAUCUCAGAAGCAGAUGAUCAUUUUUCUCAACCAAGCUACCGACAUCAUCAAUUUGUGGCAGCAAAGUGGCGGUGAUUUGGCGUAAGCUUUCAAGUAGGAAAUUUUGUCCCUUCAGAAUCUAAUCCUGUAGGGUGCUUGUUAGUAAAAUUUAAUUGUGUUGUUGAUGUAUGUUGCUUUAAAAUUCUUUGAAUUGCUCUACUUGCUCCUUUCAUAUUUUAAAGUGAUAUUUGUUCUAUUUAUUAUGCGUUAAUGUGAACUAUAUGUUCUUGAUUUGCUAGAGUUAAGGAACUCACACAACAUUGUUUUCCUUCAUGAUGAAAUGUUAUUGUUUUUCUUCA
Molecule: messenger RNA, 916 nt
Organism: Cornus florida
Lineage: Eukaryota; Viridiplantae; Streptophyta; Magnoliopsida; Cornales; Cornaceae
Product: small ribosomal subunit protein cS23-like
Exons: 2
Coding region: 106-663 (185 amino acids)
Biological process (GO): translation
Cellular component (GO): ribosome
Molecular function (GO): structural constituent of ribosome
Source: RefSeq, a predicted model, not a curated record